Rhincodon typus (whale shark) is the source of this 3654-nucleotide messenger RNA. RefSeq lists its product as uncharacterized. The coding region runs from base 1 to 3654 and encodes 1217 amino acids. NCBI's taxonomy places the organism in Eukaryota, Metazoa, Chordata, Chondrichthyes, Orectolobiformes, Rhincodontidae. The record is from RefSeq and is a predicted model, not a curated record. Gene Ontology annotation, molecular function: guanyl-nucleotide exchange factor activity. Gene Ontology annotation, biological process: positive regulation of Rho protein signal transduction. The transcript is spliced from 6 exons.
AUGCCAAACGCAUUUGACUUUUCUGGAGCAGCGGCUGUAUUACCCGUUCUGUGUGGCAUGGACAUUGGUCACUGCUCUGAUGACCUGCCGGUGCACUUCCCCACUCCUGAACCAGGCCUCACCUUCCCAAGGGGAGCCAUUAUGACAUACACCGCAGCCGCGCACGAAAGUCGGGUGGUCCCCUGUUUCCAGGACAGUGUCUCCCUGUGUGACCCGGGCUCAAUGGGGUGUUCGGGUUCGGCUCAGCAGCCGGCGUUCUGCCAGCGGAUGACGGAGCGCUCACUCUGCCACGCCGUGCCCGGCUGCGCUGUGGCUGUAGGCCUGGAGGCCAGGCCGUACCGGAGCUUGGAGAACCUUCACUGGACCGCGGUGGCUGAGGGCAACGUUCACUCGCUCAGCCCGCCUUGCCAGGGCGCCGGGAGGGAGUUCGCCUUCCGCUGCCGGACGACCAGCGAUUGGUAUGAGGUCUCGACGGGGCGCCCCGACGUCGACAGCCUGCUGCGCGCUAGCAUUGGUCCACGGUCAGGGAGGCCCAAGGUGGGACACCCACUGCCAUUCACCAAAGUGCCGCAGUGGCUUUUCCCUUCAAAGACCGAGAAGGCCCUGAACAGCGGAGCUAAGAAGGAGCUGAAAGAGAAGCUCCGGUUCCAGAGCCCCAAGGCGGCGGAGAUUGGUAAACCUGUCCGCCCUCAGGCCUUUCCUGAGGAUCUCUCUGCUUCGAAGGACUGCGUUGGAAGGGUGAACCAUGGCCACUGCCCGUCACGGUACGGCAAGAUGUUGAGCAACCCCUUGGUGGCCAUGCCUUCCCAGAACGGCUGCUCAGCUCCUCAGCAGCGAUUGAGCAGUCCCGCGGAGAUCAAGGAGGAAGCCCUGCGGAGGUUGAAGCUGCGCCGUCAGAACAGCACGCCGAACCUGAUAACCGUCCCCUCCAAGGAGGAGGGUGGCGAGGUGGUGAAGUCCCAGACCACGGAGCUGCUGCGCCAGCCUGGAAAGAACACUCCAAAAGAGCCGUCAACAGUGGUGUCUGAAAGGAGGCGAGCCUUCAAGGCGCGGGUCCACAUUCCCUCGUUCGAAGAGUUCAAAAAGAUGAGGAGGAGAGAGAGAUGCCACUCUCCAAGCACCGAGGCUCAGCCGCAGGAAAGCAAGAGUUUUGCCACUCUCUGCUGCACAGUGAGGAGGGUGACCGGUGGCAGUUGUCCAUCACUGACUAAGAUGGACCACCACACCCCGCGGAGGCGGCAGUCCUUCAGAUGCCAGGGACUCGCUUGCUAUGGCCUCAGACCCUGCCGCUGUCAACCAGAAUCCCAACAGCCUUGUUCACAGAAUGGCCUUACGCCUACUGGGAGCGAAGGCCCUGGGAAGGCCUCUCCAGCCCUACCCAUCCAGGCGAUGACCAGCCUGGGGGAGCAUGGUGUCUCCCCAGACCCGAUCUGCACCAGCCCGGCUCCUGGGUCACCCUUACAGACAGAAGUGACCCUGCCCCAUGAGUGUGAGGACCUGGCGAAGAGGCCAGAGCUUGCAAACCGGACAGGAUUCGGUCAGAGCUUUAGCUGCGCGGAGAAGAACAUAGCAGGAGAGGCCCAGCUGUCUUGUUGUCCUUCGGUCCUAUUGGAAACAGCUGCCGAUCUCUCUGGCUAUGGCGUCAGGUUUCAGCAGAUGAAAGACGGCCUGAUAGGCUCAGCCAUUGACCUCAUCAAGAAAAGCUGCACUGCAGAAACUGCGGCUGGACCAUCAGCCCAUCUCCAGGAGCUGGGUGACAUCACCGUAGGGAAACAGGACAAUCAAUCAAGCCCGGUUUCCACGGCGACCCCAGACUGCGGCGCAGAAGGCGAUCGGAAACCUGCUGGUGUUCGUCGGCAGACAGAUUGUCAUUCGCUCCCUGGAUGUCGGAGGUCAAGCUCUGACGCAGCCUAUGGGACGACGGAGAGUGCCAAGGCCCAACGUGAAUGCCGCCUGCGACCCCAUUUCAGCGACCCCAUGCCAGCCGAUGCAGUCAAGCGGAAGCAGUUGGAGAUGAGGAUAGCAGCUGCCGCUUGGGGCCUUGGCCAGAAGAGACGCCAAGACAAGGACAGCAGCAGUGGGAGUGAACUGGCUGAAUCCUCUUCCAGCUCAAAGCCAAGAGACGGUUACCAGGGAGCUGGCUCUGACAACAGAUCAAAGCAUCGCUGGAGUAGCCUCAGCACAGACAGUGGUGUGGUUGGACUGAAUGACAGGAGUGAAGAGAGGGAGGAAGAAGAGGACGAGCGGGCAAGGAAGGGCAAAACAGCAGAAGUAGAGAGAGCGGACAGCGGUAUUGGGCCAGCUAUGGCCAAGAAAUGGAAAAGUCGGGUGGGGGAGACGGCGCGCUCAGUGCAGGCCUGGGUUGUCCAUCGACCCUGUGUCGACUGCGGAGAGAGAGACACCUCAGAAACAGACCUGAGGGAUGCCAUGAAGAUACGGGAGAACCUCUGUGGACAGUGUGCAAAGCGCAGGACUGAGCGUAAGGAGGCCAUCUUGGAAUUUGUCAACACAGAAUCCAGCUAUGGGGAGGACCUACGCAUCAUCAAGGAGGAAUUUUACCUCCCCAUGCAGGCGGCUGGACUCCUGACCCCAGAUCAGCUAGCAGUGAUCUUCAGUAACAUACAGGAACUCAUAGAGGUUAAUGAGAAAUUUCUCGAGAGGCUGCAUGACUCCACUGAACAAGCCUUUGAUCAGGAUGAUGAGGACUUUUUAACCGUGUGCAUUGGCGAAAUGUUCCUUGAGUUUGUUAACAUGCUGCCAGCAUUUCAGACUUACUGCAUCCAUCAGUCUACCUCCAUCAACAUGCUGAACACACUGGAGAAAGAGAAGGAACUCCUCAGGAUCUUCCUGGACGUGUCGCAGAAUGACAACACUGCACUGCGUCGGAUGAAUCUGAGAUCAUUCCUGAUGGCUCCACUGCAACGGGUCACCAAGUAUCCCCUCCUCCUUAGCCGGAUCAGUAACUCCACGCCAGAGUACCACCCAGACCACUGCAGCCUGCGGGAGGCCAAGAGCAGGGUGGAGUCCCACCUGGAGCACAUCAACAUGAAGACCAAGCAGGAGGCCGCCCCACCCUGGUCGCUGCGUUCCUUCCGUCGGGACAGCCGGCGUAACCGUGAGGUAGUCAACAUUGAGAUGAGGGAGAUCGCCAUCAAGGCGCUGGGCUGGUCGCGGGAGGAUACCCGCUUCCCAAUGGAGGGUGCACUGCAGUCCUCUCAGCCCAGCGAUGGCCAGUGGGCCAAGAAGGGAAGCAGGGCACUCAAGUUCCAGACUCUCCAGGUGCUUCUGAUGGUCAACGUGGGCCGGGAGUCGGAGCCCAGCCAAGACGGCGUGGUGGCUGGGGGCAGGUGGGACCCGCCGGUGCGGGACGCUGCGCUGGUGCUGAUCAGGGACAAGAGCGGCGGCAAGUUUUCCCUGUUCCGCCACCCCAUCCAUCUCAGCCACUGCGUGGUGUCCUCGGACCCAGACUGUGAUGACACAUUCGAGCUGCUGGACAUCCGAAAGGAGGCGUUCGUCUUCCGCGACGCCGACAGGCACCGGACCCGUCACUGGUUCAGGCUGAUCAAGCGCUAUUCGCGGGAUCUGGGCUCCUGGCGUAAAAGACGUAACGCACUCCCCAACAUCAUGAUCAACGCGACUUACAGCCGGUCCUGA